AUGACAGGAUUCAUCAGCUUAGAUUGUGGGUUGGUCCCCAAGGACACAACCUAUGUGGAGAGAACGACGAACAUAACAUACAUAUCAGACGGGACUCACAUCGAUAGUGGCGUGGUCGGGAGGAUCAUCAACGACACGUUAAGGACGCAAUUUCAACAACAGGUUUGGAACUUAAGAAGUUUCCCUGAUGGUCAAAGAAACUGUUACAACUUCAACCUGACAAGGAACCAGAGGUAUCUGAUCAGAGGAACCUUUCUGUACGGGAACUACGACGGUCUGAAUCUACUCCCUAGCUUUGAUCUUCACAUUGGUCAGACCAAAUGGACCUCUGUUUCAAUCCGAGAAUUGAGCAGUUCUUUGAUCCGCGAGAUCAUCCAUGUCUUAACAGAAGACAGUCUCCAAAUCUGUCUAGUCAAAACAGGAGAAACGACACCGUUUAUUUCGUCCUUGGAACUUCGUCCGUUGAACAAUAAUAAUACGUACGUGAGUCAAAGCGGAUCGUUGAUGUUAUUUAACAGAGUUUACUUUUCACCCACUCCAUCGUUCAUCAGACGCUCGCUGUAUAGGUACGAUGAGGACAUCCAUGACCGAAUCUGGGUGCCAUUCAUUAAAGACAACACAACUUCGAUAAGCACAGACCUUCCUGUGGAUACAAGUAACCCCUACAAUGUGCCUCAACUCGUAGCGAAAACCGCUAUGAUCCCUGCAGACCCAACUCAGCCUCUGAACAUACGUUGGAGUUUCGGUGAAAUCACUGCACAGUCAUAUGUAUACAUGCAUUUCGCUGAAAUACAGAAUCUUGAAGCUGGCGAGAAUAGAGAGUUCAACAUUACUUUCAAUGGCUUACCUUGGUUCAGCUCCUUUAGCCCCUCAAAGCUUAGCAUAACAACUAUAUUCAGUUCAAGAGCUAUGAGUUCUCCUGAUGGGACAUUCAGUUUCACUUUCACUAUGACCGGUAAUUCAACUCUUCCCCCUCUUAUCAACGGCCUUGAGAUUUAUAAAGUCAUAGAAACUUAA
Molecule: messenger RNA, 1017 nt
Organism: Brassica oleracea var. oleracea
Lineage: Eukaryota; Viridiplantae; Streptophyta; Magnoliopsida; Brassicales; Brassicaceae
Product: probable LRR receptor-like protein kinase At1g51890
Exons: 2
Coding region: 1-1017 (338 amino acids)
Source: RefSeq, a predicted model, not a curated record